GUACCGGAGUGACUGACGUGUACAAUCUAGUGUGGACGUGCGAUGGCCACAUCGGCGAUCAGUUACGCGCGAAUGGUCUGUGGACGUUGAAGUCGCGGGACGGCGCGACGACGAUCUCGAGGCCUUCCCACCUGUAGACGAAACGCCAGCCAAGAUCAGAUCCGGGCAACAUGGUCCUGUUCACGAUAAUCGCGAGGGUGGCGGACGGUCUGCCACUCGCGGCCACCAUGCAGGACAACGAGCAGGAUGGCAAAAAUAUUGUGGAAUACCAGAAUCAAGCGAAGAUGCUGUUUAGGAAGCUGGGUCCGCAGUCUCCCAGUAGAUGUACUUUGGAAACCGGACCGUACCUUUUCCAUUACCUGAUCGAAAACGAAGUAUGUUACUUGGUGUUGUGCGAAAGAAAUUACAGUACACGCAUAGCGUACAGCUACUUGGAGGAUAUCGCGCAGGAGUUCCACGCUCAGUAUGGCAAACGCGUAAAUACAGUAACCAGGCCUUAUACCUUCAUCGAAUUUGAUACGUACAUCCAGAAAGCUAGGAAGAUCUUCUCCGACAACAGAUCUCGCAGGAAUUUAAACACGCUCAACAGCCAAUUGCAGGACGUGCAAAGAAUCAUGGUGCAAAACAUUGAUGAUGUUUUGCAAAGGGGUACUGUACUCUCGGAGUUGGACACCAAAACGCAGAAUCUGUCUAUGCUGUCACAAAAAUACAAAAAGGAUGCGAGACAUUUGAACAGUAAAUCAAUGUACGUGAAAGCGGUUGCCGGCCUUAUUGCAUUUUUGGUCUUCCUCUUGUAUUUCUUUAUUCUUUAGUUAAAUAAUAAUAUAACAGGCGGGAAAGGGAAUUCGAUAAUAUGAAUUUAUUCCAUCACCAGGGAUAGAUUUACACGUUAUAUUCAUCUCAGAUCCAUAGUUCUAAAAACAAUGUCAUCUAAAUUUCUGAAAGAGAAGUUAAAAGAUGUUCACGCUCUAUCAUACAAAAAUGAAUGUGAUUUUACUGGUAUACUCAAAUUGUCUAUAUAUAUAUAUAUAUAUAUAUAUAUAUAUAUAAUGUUCAUAAAAGUAUAACAUACAAAUUACACACAAUAAAAUGUUUGAGAAAUUUUUAGCGCUGUGCAAUGACAUAAGAACUAAUAAUUCUUUUGUUAUACAAUAUAGGAACGGUAUAUGUAUGUAUGUACAAUUUUUACUGUCAUAUUCUAGAGUGAUCUUAUAAAAAGACAAAAUGGUAAUAAUCGUUUUAAAAAUAUAGCAAAUGUGCUUGCGUAGUAUACUUAUUUAUACUACUCACAUGAACAUGUUAAUUUUCUACUUAGGAUAACGUUAAAUUAUCCUUUCUAAAUUAUCGACUCUGUAAAAUAUCAGAUAUGUAUUAAACAAAUGAAAUAUUAUUUUAUCCAUUCUCUUGCUGUGUAAAAAUUAAGGCACUGGGAGUCGUACCGUUCUCAUUCCUACAUUUCUUUAACCCAUGCUUAUUAAUUCUCUGCGAAAUUUUCAAUUAGUACAAGUCUAAGAAAGUAUAUUUAUUUAAUUAUGUGUUAAUUGUUGGGCGGUGUGCAGGUAUAUGUAUUAUCAAAAGAACCAAUAAAACAAGAUGUAUUAUA
Ooceraea biroi (clonal raider ant) is the source of this 1603-nucleotide messenger RNA. It is a transcript of the gene Sec22, whose product is annotated as vesicle-trafficking protein SEC22. Gene Ontology annotation, molecular function: SNAP receptor activity. Lineage: Eukaryota; Metazoa; Arthropoda; Insecta; Hymenoptera; Formicidae. The record is from RefSeq and is a predicted model, not a curated record. Gene Ontology annotation, biological process: endoplasmic reticulum to Golgi vesicle-mediated transport; retrograde vesicle-mediated transport, Golgi to endoplasmic reticulum.